Messenger RNA from Phytomonas sp. Hart1, 495 nucleotides. The record is from the annotation of a GenBank genome assembly. NCBI's taxonomy places the organism in Eukaryota, Euglenozoa, Kinetoplastea, Trypanosomatida, Trypanosomatidae.
AUGGCCCCGACCCCCGCCCCCCGCGCGAGGCUUGGGGGAGGAAAAAGGCCCUCGAAGAGGGGCCUGGGGCUCUUUGGCGGCCUCACCUCGCUCAAGGAAGGAGGGAUUGACGAGGCCUGCACGCCCGUCCCCACGGAGCUGCUCUACCGCACCUCGACGACGAACGGCGCCAAGGAAGCCGGAGACCCCCCACUGCCCCUUUGGAGAGAGGAACCCCCAAUGACGACCUCGACAAAGGGGACAGGGAGACCCCCGCCUGGCGGAAAGGCCCCUGCGCAGGCCUCCACAGGGCCUGACUUUCGUGGGAUGGGGAAUCGGGCCUACACUACGGAGGCUGUGGCGAUGCGGCAUACCACCCUGUCUGGAGAACGCAAUGGUAUUCUCGAUGACGCGACAGUGCAGGUAUCACAAAUUUGGGACUCAUUGAAAAGCUCCGUCUCCGUGGCGCAGGAAAAGUAUGGUCAGACCGUUAAGCGUUUUCUGGAUGAGUUUUAG